Beauveria bassiana ARSEF 2860 is the source of this 1635-nucleotide messenger RNA. Its product is annotated as DNA repair protein RAD9. The transcript has 6 exons. Gene Ontology annotation, cellular component: checkpoint clamp complex. The record is from RefSeq and is a predicted model, not a curated record. Lineage: Eukaryota; Fungi; Ascomycota; Sordariomycetes; Hypocreales; Cordycipitaceae. Gene Ontology annotation, biological process: mitotic intra-S DNA damage checkpoint signaling; DNA replication checkpoint signaling; cellular response to ionizing radiation. Bases 1 to 1635 code for a protein of 544 amino acids.
AUGCUUAAAUUUCCCGUGUCAAAGAUUGAGGCUCGAGCUGGCGCUCAUCGCCCCACUGUACCUACCCAGGCUGAUGAACGAACAAUCCCUAAAGAGCCGGACAGAAACGACUUCAUCCAUCUACAAUUGAUUCUACAAUGCGCAAACGCCUAUAUCAUUGGUUACGGCAUGGAUUAUGAACUCGCCAUUCACAUCGACCAUCAUCGCCCAGAAGCUGGGGAGUUUCCGGGACUUCAGCAUUCUCGGGCGACUUUCACACAGUCAAUGGCGGUGCUCAACUUCACUCUGAGCGAAGAGGGCGUCUCUGGCUUCCGAGAUGCCCUCAUCUGCCUCAACAAGUUUAGCGACGAUGUGUCCCUCGAGGCGCGCAAGGAUUCUUUCAUUUUGAGCACAUUGAACAACUCCAAGUCGGCCUAUGCGAGCUUCAAAUUCACCACCCAUCGCUUCUUUUCACGCUACAACUACCAAGGCACCGGCCCGGCCAAGGAGCGCUUCCACUGCAACAUCCGCUCGGCGGCCGCCGACAGCCAGAGGGAUCGCGAUGCGGAAAAGCAGACUCUGAUUGACCGCUGCGACGUCACCAUUGAAGACGGCCAGGGCGUCAAGAGCCGAUUCGUUGCCCGCAUCGUCUUCCGAACAGGCCUCACGUCUACUCACCGCCUGAUUUUUGAGACUGGCGUCCCGGUGCACGCCAAGUUCAGCAAGACGGACGCGCCGCACCACUGGUCCAUAAGCUCCCGCACGCUACGGCAGCUCAUGGACCACUUUGGCCCGGGGAUCGACUAUCUCGACAUCAACACUGACGGUGACCGUGUCAAUUUUACAUGUUUCAGCGAAAAGACUGUGAGCGAAGAUGCCGUGUUAAAAAAACCACUCCAGACCUCGAUUGCGGUUGAAGCAGAUGAAUUCGACGAUAUUGAAGUCGAAGACAAGCUCCAUAUUGUCAUCUCGGUCAAAGAUUUCCGCGCCAUUAUUCAGCAUGCUGGCAUUGGAGGAUCUGCUCUCUCAGCCCGCUACUCGCUCCCAGCUCGCCCGAUUCAAUUCUCCUACGCCGGAGAUGCAUUGUCAUGUGAAUUCCUCAUCAUGACCGUCGGAGAACGAGGAAGCAAUCCUGCCCAAAAGACGAAGAAGGGGCGCAAGUCGGCUCCAGCAAACAAUGCGCCGCGACUCGAGGCCACAUCUCGCAAGACGAGCGUCACGGCAUCUGAAGCCCCGGCGCCACAUCCAGAGACGGCACAGCCGCCAAUGCAGGCUUCGGCCAGGGUACCGCCACCCUCUGCUUCUCGACCCGUGGGCACUAUUAGAGCCAGUGUCUCGCGCAUGUCCGCCUUUGAUCUCCGACCCUCGCAGAAACCGCCGCCGCCGACAUUACGAUCCGAGAGCCUGUUUGUCGACGACGAGGGCUGGGAGCCAGUCAGGGACGAGGACGAGGAUGGGGAAGAGAAUGCACAGCUUGGAUGGGACCACAGUGCCGAUCCCGAUCCAAUCUCAACGCAUUCCUUUAUGCACAUAAGCAGGGCGGAUCCUACGCCCUUUGCAGACGAGCAAAGCAACCCUCCUGCAGAGCCAUCUACUGUCCUCGAACCGACGCAAAAGUUGGCCGACGUAGAGAAUCUUGCGCUAUUCCCUGACUGA